Opisthorchis viverrini is the source of this 822-nucleotide messenger RNA. RefSeq lists its product as hypothetical. The coding region runs from base 1 to 822 and encodes 273 amino acids. The transcript has 4 exons. Lineage: Eukaryota; Metazoa; Platyhelminthes; Trematoda; Opisthorchiida; Opisthorchiidae. Gene Ontology annotation, cellular component: nucleus. The record is from RefSeq and is a predicted model, not a curated record.
AUGCUCCCAGCACGUUCCCUCACAGACAUUGAGUAUGCGGACAAUAUUGCUCUCCUUGGUUCCGAUUCUUCCCAAGUGCAAACAAUUUUAAAUAACCUAAAUAACUCUGCCGUACGGUUUGGCUUGCGUUUCACACCUGCAAAGUGUAAAGUGUUGCUGCAUGACUGCGUGGGAUCAAACCCACACCUCAUGCUUGCAGAUGACUUUCAGACUUUUACACAGUCUUCGCCCAGCUCCUACGAAGAGUGGAAUAGGGAGUGGAAAAGAUCUGAUCUUCCCAGGGCGCUACAGUCCUUCGACAUAUCUCGCCUUCCUUCGCAUCUGAAAAAGCGCUUGCGACCAACCAAAGAUUUCUUCGUUGAAAGUAGUCCGGUUGAGUCCACUCUGGACUAUAAGCGACGUCUGUUUGGUGAAUAUGGCUUUAUUAGUGGUGUUGAUCCGUCCAUUCUUUUUGUCGAUCCGGAGGUAGCCAGUUUCGAAAGUUCCCUGGGACAAGCAACCGAACGUCCGAUCGAGGAGGUUUUGGAAGAAGCUAAACAAGCGAAAGCUGCUUUCGAUGAAUUGGUGAACGAACGGAUAAAAAACGUCAAAUCCAACAUGAAAAAAAUGCCUGAGCUUAUUGAGAAGCAUGAAUUUCAGAAAUCAAAGCAACAUUCAAUCAGUGAGGUUGAAGAACAAAAGAGAAGAGCUAUACUGGAAGAGGCGCGCGAUCGUUUUGGUUACUACCUGGACCCGAGGGACCCAAAGUUUAUCAAAUUGAAGCAAGAAAUCGAAGAACGCGAAAAACUUGCCAAGAAGCAACAGAAAAAGGCCAACCGAUGA